GUCCUUCAGAUCUCUACGUACACACUUUCAAACAGGAAACCAUCCUCCUCGUCUGGACUAUCUUGCAGCUUUAUUCUGUCAUUUCAAAAUGCUUUCAAUGUUUAAAUCUAUACCAACCCAUAUGGACUAUAAAGGACAGAAACUCGCUGAGCAGAUUUUCCAAGGAAUCAUCCUGGUGUCAGCGGCGAUCGGCUUCAUCUACGGUUUAAUUGUUCAGCAGUUUGGAUGGACGGUUUACAUAAUGCUGGCUGGAUUCACCGUGUCCUGUUUGCUUACUCUUCCUCCGUGGCCGAUGUACAGAAAAAGCCCUUUGAACUGGCAGCCGGCUUUACCUGAGACGCCUGCAGAAACCCGGGAGAAACCUCAGGAGAACCAGAAGAAGAAGAAGCACAAGUGAUGGGAUUUUACUGCGGAUUCGGCACAGCAACGCAGAAAUACAGCAGAAACAAAGUCUAUAUGAAAACCCUUUCGAUUAUUUUCACCUUCAUACAUGCAAUAUGUAAUAAACAACUGUGUUUGGUA
Messenger RNA from Danio rerio (zebrafish), 522 nucleotides. It is a transcript of the gene spcs1, whose product is annotated as signal peptidase complex subunit 1. The record is from RefSeq and is marked provisional. Lineage: Eukaryota; Metazoa; Chordata; Actinopteri; Cypriniformes; Danionidae. Gene Ontology annotation, cellular component: membrane; signal peptidase complex; endoplasmic reticulum membrane. Gene Ontology annotation, biological process: protein maturation.